UUUUUUGGGAAUGCGUGGGAAGAAAAUUGGGAAGGAUAGGAUGUUUGUUUGAAUAACGUAUCCAAGUAUCAAUUGAUGGAUCAGAUUGUGAUAAUUUUCAUUCCAUACAUUGAAUAUGUUUGACGUACCUUUUCUGAACGUGUGUUGGGAACGGUGAAAGUGUUGGCUCUCAUUAUCAGUUUUUUUCAUAUUUAUUAAAGAAUAUUGAAACUCCGAGUGAAAGCUGUCCGUACGUUUUCCCAGCCCAUAGAUUGUAUUGGUCUGGGCUACGAGAAAAUAUUUGUUGAAGCCAUUUGUUACCUAAGUAUCUAUUACCACGGCUAACUCAACGAAGAAGUCAUCGCGUAAGAUGGCGAUAGUGGAGCAGGAAGCCCUGAAGGGAUGGAGAAAAGGGAUGCCGAUGGCUGGAAACUGUCAACUGCUUAACACCUUAAUUAUAUGAGUAUGGUUCUAAGCUUUAGAGUAUCAGAGCUUCAGAUGCUUUUAGGCUUUGCGGGCAGAAAUAAAUCUGGGAGGAAGACUGAGUUACAAGCAAGAGCUGUGGAACUGCUAAAGCUCCGUUCAACACCUGUAACAAUGAAGAUUAAGGAGCUCUAUAAGUCUAUCCAACAGAGUCAUGCUAGUGCUGCAGCUUUAGCUUUACAACAACCAUCACCAGCACCAGGGAAAGACCUUCCAAGUGUCCAUAGUACUAACAUGCAGCAGCAACCACAACAGCAGCAACAGCAGCCUCAGCAGCAGCAACAACGCAGUAAUGUCUAUCAGCCAUCAGGUUACAUCGUCCAAGCACCAGACAGGCCACUACCGCCGCCAAGAAACAGCAUGUAUGCCAGUAUGUACCACCAUAACAUGUACCCGCCAAAGGCAUCACCACCAGCAGCAGCUCCUGCAGCCAGUAAUUUUCCAGUUCAUCCAGAUGUGAGAUUAAAAAAGCUCCCAUUCUUUGAUUUGCUUGGUGAACUGCUGAAACCAUCUAGUUUAGUUCCUCAAGGUUCACAAAGGUUACAGGAAAAUAAUUACGUUUUCCAUCUCACACCACAACAAGCUACUGAUGUUGCAACUUACAGAGAUGUUCGCCCCAACACAAAAGUCGACUAUGUUAUUCAGGUUCAGAUGAGGUUCUGUUUGUUAGAAACCUCAUGUGAACAGGAUGACUUCUUCCCUCCAGGACUUUCUGUGAAGGUGAAUGGACGAAUGUGUCCCUUACCUAACCCAAUACCAACAAAUAAGCCUGGUGUUGAACCAAAGAGACCGCCAAAGCCUGUGAAUAUUACUCCUAUGGUGAAACUAAGCCCCACAGUUCCAAAUACAAUAAACGUCACUUGGAAUUCGGAUUUUGGACGGGGUUAUGUGAUAGCUGUGUACUUAGUACGGAAACUGUCAUCAUCGGAACUGCUUCAGAGGCUAAAAGCCAGAGGGAUAAGGCAUUCUGAUUUUACCAGAGGGCUCAUUAAAGAAAAACUGAGUGAGGAUGCAGAUUGUGAAAUAGCAACUACAUCACUGAGAGUUUCUUUAGUUUGCCCAUUGGGGAAAAUGCGAAUGACGACCCCUUGUAGAGCAUCAACGUGUUUCCACUUACAAUGUUUUGAUGCUUCUCUGUAUCUUCAGAUGAAUGAAAGAAAACCUACAUGGAUGUGCCCAGUUUGUGACAAACCAGCUCUCUAUGAUACACUUGUAAUUGAUGGGUACUUCCAGCAAGUUCUGGCUUCUCCAAAAUUGCCUAUUGACAGCAAUGAGAUUCAGCUACAUCAGGAUGGUUCUUGGUCUUCGCUAAUUGUUAAAAAUGAACAGACCAGGGUGCUUUCUCCUAUUCCUGAUGUGACAUCAAGGAGUGAAAGUGAGGAUUUAGUGGUGGUAUCAGACAAGGAUCCAGAUGAGCCAACUAAAAGUGAGAAAGCAGACAAGCCAGAAAAAGCAGAAGUUAUAGACUUGACACUAAGUGAUUCUGAUGAUGAUACAAGUAGUGCAACAAAAGACAAAAGCUCUAAAGAUUCAUCUCAACAGUUAAUGAAGACAUCAGAUUCAUCUUGUGUUAGUAGUACUGUGAACAGCAGCUCAGCACCCGUUGGCAGCUUCAACGCAGUAAGCAGCUCUGGCUACAUGAGCCCAAGUGUUAUCACUUUGGACAGUCCAUCCCCACCAGACACACGGACAUCUACUCCAGAUCCCCGUUUAAGUGGGGGACAACCCACAAGUACAGCUGCCAAUCCUGUUACUCCAUUGAGGAUGGCUCCACCAUCUUUUCCAAGCUCUUUGUUCAUUGCAGGAAUGCCAACAAUGUUGGAAUUAGAUUCAGAAUCAAGUAGCCCACAACCUGGUGUACCAACAACCAUGUUCUCUGCUCCAUAUUAAAAAGAAAUGAAUUAAGUGUAUAUUUUGUCUUUAUGUGUGUACGUGUGUUCGUGUAUAUACACCUUUGAGAACAGGAGUGAGGUACUCUUUAUUUUGUACAAGUGGUUCAUUGUGCUGGGAGUGAACUACAGAAAAGCAUCUCUUUAAAGUAUUACUUGUAAUGUUUACAUGUCAUUGUGAUCUAGGCAAUCCACUAUUUUCUUUCUUUUCCUUUAUUCUCUUUAAUUUCUAAUUAGCCUUUGUCAUUUUGAAUUCAGACAUUGUGCUUACUGCAGUGUAAAUAUUAUUUAUUAGUAGAUGGUGUAAUUUAAAAUUUGUAAAAAGAAAAGUAAUUAAUGUAAUUAAAGUUGCACUUGCAGUUUUACAAUUUGGUCUGUGCAUUAUAGAAAUGUUUUUCAUGAGACACUGCCAGAAAAUUCUUUUAUAAAGAACUUGUGUGCGAGUUCAAAUUCAUAGCGUUUAAUUUCUUAUUUUUACUUCAGAACUUUUGGGGUUAAUGUUUUUGUACCUACUAUAUUUUGAAACAUCUUUAAAUUAAGCAAUGUGUUAUUAAAUCUUUUUUUCCCCCUCCUGUGUAUUACAAGUGGAGUAGGAACAAAUUUGGGACUGUGAUAUAUAUAGAGUUACAUAUACUGUACAUUAAUUCCUAAUAAAGAAGUUUGAAGCAGGUGUGCUUCCCUACAAAUAACCUUUCAUUCUAUGGCACAGAGGCUAUUAAUAUGUGGUGUUCAUACCAUGUAAAUAUAAUUUGGUGUAUACCUUCUUUUAACGUUGAUACUGAUGGCAAGUUCCUUGGAGGAUGUUGAGACAUUUCUGUUGUAAAAAUCAUUCUGAAGGUAGGAUGGUUAUUUCAUGCAAACCAAGUUUUACCAAUUAAACACCCAAAAGUAUUUAAAGCACCAGCAGAGUUAUUAUUUUGUUCUCAGUCUUCAGAUGAAAUGAGAUACCUUUGUGAUAAAGUCUAAAUGAGUUGUGAUGUAUAAGGUUGAAAUGUGUAAAGUUGUAAGACUGUUUAAUGAAUGCAAAAUGUUGCUGGAAAACCAGUGUGUUUGUGUACUUGCACACUUGUACAGUUUCUCUUGUAUGUGAUGUCCUCUUCAGUGUGACUAAUAUUUCCACUUGUAAUCUCUCUUCUUUGAUAUUGGAUAUAUAAUAAUUUAUGUUGACCAAAAUGUGAAUUAAAUUAUGACUGCACAUGUGAAA
Messenger RNA from Schistocerca cancellata (South American locust), 3555 nucleotides. RefSeq names its product E3 SUMO-protein ligase PIAS3 (gene Su(var)2-10). The transcript has 13 exons. Gene Ontology annotation, biological process: protein sumoylation; regulation of transcription by RNA polymerase II. Lineage: Eukaryota; Metazoa; Arthropoda; Insecta; Orthoptera; Acrididae. The record is from RefSeq and is a predicted model, not a curated record. Gene Ontology annotation, molecular function: zinc ion binding; transcription coregulator activity; SUMO ligase activity. Bases 439 to 2352 code for a protein of 637 amino acids.